CUCUCCUCAAGCUUCUUCACUACCAUGGGUAGUAAGACUCUGCCAGCACCCGUGCCCAUCCACCCUUCCCUGCAGCUCACCAACUACUCCUUUCUGCAAGCCUUCAACGGCCUGCCAGCAGUGCCUUCGGACCACCUUCCAAAUCUCUAUGGCUUCAGUGCUUUGCACGCCGUUCACCUUCACCAAUGGACCCUGGGCUAUCCGGCCAUGCAUUUGCCCCGUUCAUCCUUCUCCAAAGUGCCUGGCAUGGCCAGCCUGGUGGAUGCCAGGUUCCAGUUACCUGCCUUCCCUCUGUUCCCUCACGUCAUCCAUCCCAAGCAAGAAGCCAGCGGUGUGCCGCUGAAAGCCAAGCCCAGGUUUGACUUUGCGAAUCUUGCUGUGGCAGCCACCCAAGAGGACCAUUUGAAACUCGGACAGAUCGAGAACCAAGGUUCCUCGCCAGGCUUAGGCUCAUUGCUUGAGGUGACCAAGCUUUCUCCCGAGAAGAAACCCACCCGGGGGAGGUUACCUUCCAAAACCAAGAAGGAAUUUGUGUGCAAAUUUUGUGGCAGACACUUCACCAAGUCGUAUAACCUUUUGAUUCACGAAAGAACCCACACGGAUGAAAGGCCGUAUACGUGUGACAUUUGCCACAAGGCCUUCAGAAGACAAGAUCACUUGAGAGAUCACAGAUAUAUCCACUCUAAAGAAAAGCCAUUUAAAUGUCAAGAAUGUGGGAAAGGAUUUUGCCAAUCCAGGACUCUUGCUGUUCACAAGACACUGCACACACAAGUAAAAGAGCUUAAACCUUCCAAAAUCAAGUGUUAAAGCUUCCAGUCCCUAAGAACUUCAUUCUCCUUUCUGACUUUUUAGUCAAAUUCAUACCAAAGACAAAGGGGAACACACUGAACAUUAAUUUAAUUGCUUAAAAAAGAAAACCAAAUGCACACAAAAUACAGCCAGCUUUUCUACACCCUGAGCAAUAACACUGAUUUGCUUCCG
Molecule: messenger RNA, 981 nt
Organism: Gekko japonicus
Lineage: Eukaryota; Metazoa; Chordata; Lepidosauria; Squamata; Gekkonidae
Gene: OSR1
Product: odd-skipped related transciption factor 1
Exons: 2
Coding region: 25-807 (260 amino acids)
Biological process (GO): urogenital system development; regulation of transcription by RNA polymerase II; embryo development
Cellular component (GO): nucleus
Molecular function (GO): RNA polymerase II transcription regulatory region sequence-specific DNA binding; DNA-binding transcription factor activity, RNA polymerase II-specific
Source: RefSeq, a predicted model, not a curated record